Hibiscus syriacus is the source of this 1011-nucleotide messenger RNA. RefSeq names its product 1-acylglycerol-3-phosphate O-acyltransferase-like. The record is from RefSeq and is a predicted model, not a curated record. The annotation marks the transcript as partial. Lineage: Eukaryota; Viridiplantae; Streptophyta; Magnoliopsida; Malvales; Malvaceae. Gene Ontology annotation, biological process: proteolysis. The transcript has 3 exons. Gene Ontology annotation, molecular function: A2-type glycerophospholipase activity; peptidase activity.
AUCCGCAACAAAAUCCGCAACCCCACGCUUGUUAUGGUGCAUGGAUACGCUGCUUCUCAAGGUUUCUUCUUCAAGAAUUUUGAUUUUCUCGCCAAUUGUUUCAAGGUCAUUGCUAUUGAUCAGCUUGGUUGGGGUGGAUCAAGUAGGCCUGAUUUUACAUGCAAAAGUACUGAAGAAACUGAGGCAUGGUUUAUUGAUUCUUUUGAGGAAUGGAUCAAAGCAACAAAUCUUAGUAACUUUAUAUUACUUGGCCAUUCUUUUGGAGGAUAUGUUGCAGCUAAAUAUGCUCUCAAGGUGAUUGCCUUUAAUUGUUUGAAUGCAACAAGUAGUUUGAUACCACGUUUUUCUUAUUCUAAUGUCCCUUGUGUUAAUCCUGUAGCAUCCUGAGCAUGUUCAACACUUAAUUUUUAGUGGGGGAUGCUGGAUUUUCAUCAGGAUCAGAAGAAAAAUAUGAGUCUGUAAACCGCUUCAGAGAAACAUGGAAGGGGCUAAUUUUGAGACGUUUGUGGGAAUCUAAUUUUAUUCCUCAGAAUAUUAUAAGGUUUGUAAUUUUCUGGUUCUAUUUUGUUAGCCUGACUCACAAAUCAAGCUUUGCUAUUAAACGUUGCUCUGAAUUGCCUUGCUAACCUAUCGCGAUUGAGAAGAAUCAGUGAUAUCUUCAUUGGUUCUUAUGUAGGUUAUUCUCAUUCAUAUUCAUGUUUUGUGUAGGUUACAUCUAUCUUAAACUGUUAUUCGGAUAAAUUUGUAGGUCUCCUUUGUUCUUAUAUGUUGCUGUCAAAGUCCUCACACUCCUAUUUGUUUAAUUGAUUUCCAUAAAUUCUCUUGCCUUUGAUUGCAUUUUUCAUCAAGUAGUUUAAUGUACUACUUUUGAACAUUUAUUGGUUGAUUCUGUAUGCAGAGGCUUAGGUCCUUGGGGUCCAGAUCUUGUACGCAAGUAUACAGGUGCUAGGUUUAGUCCCAGAUAUUCAGUAGAGGGUGUAUUUACAGAGGAGUCUAGACUUCUAUCUUGAA